Messenger RNA from Aspergillus brunneoviolaceus CBS 621.78, 1752 nucleotides. Its product is annotated as YagE family protein. Lineage: Eukaryota; Fungi; Ascomycota; Eurotiomycetes; Eurotiales; Aspergillaceae. Bases 136 to 1752 code for a protein of 538 amino acids. The record is from RefSeq and is a predicted model, not a curated record. The transcript is spliced from 3 exons.
CUUCAUUUUCUCUUUUCUCUCCCUUCACAACGGCCUCCCCACCAUCCUCGGUGACGUGCCUGCCUCCCGAUUGUUGCUCAAUUCAACAGAAUCUGCUCUGUGCAGCAUUCUGAAUUUCCUCCUCAAUUACCCACCAUGGUUUCCAUCACAGAGUCUUCCCCCCUCCUCCCCCAACAUCAGCCGCCUUCCUCCACCAAUACGUCACCGCGAGGAAACCGAGCUCCUCGAACGGUGACAUUCAACCCAUUGGCCACUGUCAGCACAUAUCACGAUACUACCGCCGCAGACCCGACCUUCAGACCGCUUCAUUCUGGUUCUUACCCUGCAUCCAAUUCUCAGAGCGCUGGCCCACCCCGACCGACCGGCUUGUCCGCCUUAAAUAGCAAGCUCCGCCGCCGCAAUAGCCAUGGAGCACCUUACAGCACCGCCGGUGCCCCGUUCGCGACAGCCCCCAAGGUCGGACCGCAGCGAACGACAAAGAACGCACAGAAGCUUAAAUUACUGCCCGAUCCCGUGACCGAAGAAGAACUCGCCGACGGCGACUUUCCAUCCGAUGUCUACUCGCAGAUCGCCCGCAUCAAAGAACCGACCGCCCGCAGUCACGCUGCAAGUCUGGGAAAGGCGGAUCGAGAGCGACUGCCCCGCGUCACAGCCUACUGCACGGCCAAUUCGUAUCGUCUGGAGGGGGUGGUGCGGUUUCUCAAGUCCCGCGCAAAGACCCGCGGAGCCAACCCGAAGCUCUACGAUGAGUGCGUAUACUCGCCAUAUGACUACGACUAUGAAGCAAAGCAGCGAGGCACAUGGAAUCUUCCUAGCAACGGGUUGCAUUCGCCGCAAUCCCAAACCCCGAUACGUCCUACUGGAGAACGCCGGUACUCGGAUAGUGUAGUGGAAGUGCAAGACAACAUCAAUACCCGACGGGAAGAUCUUAUCGACCUGAGAGAUUCGGAAUCGCACCAUCCACAAGAUGACCAUGAGAGCGCCGUGGUCGAUUCCACCGCAUCGGCAUCCCAAAUAGAAGCUGCCCCUGACUUCGACACCAAAGUCCACACCCCGGAGGUGUUCCUCUUCGACUACGGCACCGUGGUUAUUUGGGGCAUGUCGCCCGCGCACGAGUCACGAUUUUUAUCCGAUAUCUCCAAAUUUGCAACCUCCAUUCUGAGUCCCGAAGACACGCAGGUCGAGAACUUCAACUUCUAUUAUGCGCGCGAAUACCAAGCCCGGAUCUACAACGAUUUCAUCUCCCUCCGUGACCCGCGGAAUUACAUGAUCAAGCUCGCCAUCUCCCAUGCUCUCGCCCAGUCCGUCAAGACAUCCCUGUUCGAAGAUCUCGUCUCCGAGACGAUCUCCAACACCGCACCACUCCCGGCCCAGAUCGCCCAGACCGGCAGCGUAAAUCUCACUCGGCGCCAGAUCAACAUGCAGGUCGGAGAGCUCUUCAUCCUGCGAAUCAACAUCCACCUUCAAGGCUCCGUCCUCGACAGUCCGGAACUGAUGUGGGCAGAGCCCCAACUGGAGCCUGUGUACCAGGCCGUGCGGAGUUACCUUGAGAUGGACCAGCGAGUGAGUCUCUUGACGGAGCGGUUAGACGUCAUUGCGGAUCUGCUUGCCGUUCUGAAGGAUCAAUUAACUCACCGCCAUGGUGAGUAUCUCGAAUGGAUCGUUAUCGUUCUGAUCGCCGCCGAAAUCCUCGUCGCGGCCAUUAAUAUUCUAGUCGACCUCUACGCCGGCUUUGGUAGGUGUAGUAGCUAG